This is a messenger RNA of Dictyostelium discoideum AX4, 219 nucleotides long. RefSeq names its product transcription initiation factor IIH5 (gene gtf2h5). Lineage: Eukaryota; Evosea; Eumycetozoa; Dictyosteliales; Dictyosteliaceae. The coding region runs from base 1 to 219 and encodes 72 amino acids. The transcript has 2 exons. Gene Ontology annotation, biological process: nucleotide-excision repair; transcription initiation at RNA polymerase II promoter. Gene Ontology annotation, cellular component: nucleus; transcription factor TFIIH core complex. The record is from RefSeq and is a predicted model, not a curated record.
AUGGUACAUGUUUAUAAAGGAUUAUUUUUAGAAUGUGACCCACCAACUAAACAAUUUGUAGAGUAUAUAAGUAAACAAGAACAUUUCGAAGUAAUUGUUUUGGAUGAAACACAUUUAUUCCUUCAAGGUGGUGAUGAAAAAGUUAUAAAUUCAAUACAAAGAAGAAUUGAUGAUUUACAAAAUCAAAAUACAUAUUCAGUAUUUGAUAAAGAUCAAUAA